AAACAUGGAUAGCAAGAAGGGGUACAAGCUUCACUCAAUCAUCGAAAAAUUGUCGGAACAAUGUGUUCGCGCCGACGAUGAGAGUGCGCCUUCGCAACAUGAAGUAGUGAGUCAAAUUCCGAGUUGCAAAUCCAGGGAGAAUGAGACAAGCAGUAUAAAUGAGGAUAUUGUCGUCGUACAGGCCCAACCGCCACGCCAAAAAACAUUUGCAAGAACAAAAUUUGGGAAGUUUAAAAAAGUGACCAAGAGAAAGCCACCUCAGAGAAAACCAAAACGAUCCUACAAUACCAGCASAAAGAUGAUUCAAGCUGCAUUGCCUUUAGCAUUACAAACAAACACAGGCCCAUCUCUCAGAAAAUCCGUUAGAGGUAUUCUCCAUAAGAAAUUGCUACAAAAACCAAGUCAAGUCUGUCAACCUAUAGAUGAAGAUUUGUGUAUUGACGUAACUGCAUUGAUGAGCAUCACUCCACAAGUUAAAGACAUUGACAAUGAUCAUAACUACAGUUGUAGACCAGCACAGGCUAAAGGGGGGAAUUGCCGUUUGUGUCAGAGACCAGUGAAAAAUAAAAAGGACUUUUUGAAACACUUUAAGAAGUUUCAUCCAGAAUGCAUUAAAAAGCCGAAGAAAAAAGCAGAUCCCCAACCUGAACCACAAGAAGAGCAAGAAUUGCCUGAGGAGGAUGAAGGGGAGGAAAAUGAAAUUGACCAUGAUGCAUCAAGCUCUGAUGAUUCUGACUAUGACCCUACUGUAGACCCUGACAUGUCAGAAGCCCAGGAUGCUGUCCUGACCCAAAGAAGAAGCCAACGUCUAGCUAAGAGACAGGAGGAACAAGAAGAGAAAGUUACUACUAUUAAGCUGGCUUUGAAUAAAUUACCCCUCACAAAGAGAUUCUUUUGUCAGGUCUGCCUAGAAARGUUUUACUUCAAAAUACAGCUAACAUGUCAUUUAAGUGAAGAACACAACAUCACAGAACUUUCGCCAGAUGAGACUCUCUACUGUGAACAUUGCAGCAAGAAGUACCCGUCAAAAGAAAGACUUAUCAACCACAUCAAGAAAGUUGUCCGUAAAAUUAAAAAAAUUAGUUGUGAUGAUGAGUUGCGUGAUCUAGUAUUAAACCAUGAAGAUGAAUGUGAUCAAAUUCUAAAAGCAGGCAAAAAACUGCUUCAAAGAUUCCCGUGUGAUAAGUGUGACAARAAAUUUGUGUACAAAGGAAGUCUCAACAAGCACAUGGCAACACACUCUGAGGAUCGACCAUUUGGCUGCAAACAGUGUGGGAAGGGCUUCAAAGACARGGAGUACUUAAGGCGUCAUAUGCAAACACACACUGGAGAGAAGAAAUAUAAAUGUGACAUUUGUGAUAGAAAGCUUGCUCAUAAAGGUAGUCUUCGAAGCCACAGAAUGAUUCACACAGGUGAACGUCCAUUCAAGUGCCAGUACUGUGAUGYAGGGUUUAUCAGUAGAUAUCAAUGUACUGAGCAUGAGCAAAUAAAACAUCUUGGACGUGCACCUCAUAAGUGUGAUUUAUGUACUAAGACCUUUACCAAAGCAAAUCAUCUGAGGACACACCUGAUCUCUCACUCAAAUGAGAAACCACAUUCAUGUGAGGUAGGAACGGGUGAGGAGAAAUCGUCAUUAAGACAGGGAUCCCAGAUGGAUUUAAGAGCGAAGCAGGUUCAACCAUCAGCAAAAAAGCAAAAAUCUUCAMCUGACAAGAAAAACAGCAAGCCCAAGACAACCAAAGAUGAUCAAAAUGACACUAGUACAAGCACUGUUAAAGAUGUGGAAGUUCCAGAUAAAAUCYCAUUAAAUGAACCAUUGUUAGAGCAACCAGGGGUUAUUGCUUCUCCAGUAGUGCAAGAAGCUGYGGAAACCAGCCAAACAAUUAAUGCUGGAAAGCAGCCASAAGACAGUACAGCACAAAAAAUUCCUAAGCGAAGUAGACACACAGUUACAGAGAGACAAUCAUCAGGCAGUAAGAAACCUCGUAGUUCAUCUGGUAUUAAAACAAGGUUAAACCACAGURUUCCUUCAGAGGUAACAGCAAGUACUGGAUUAAGCACUACCUCAAUACCACCACUAUUAGAGAGAUCCCAUCAUAGCRCAAACAGCAUGGCAGCAAGCCACAAAGACACUAAUCUAAAUUUUGACAGGCUUGACUUUGGUUUUCAAGCUCCAGGGCAUAUUKCCAGUGGGUCUUCACCUGGCACAUUCAGUAUCCCAAUGCAGAGACUACUUGAGUCUUCUUAUAUGUCAAACAUGCCUCAGACCUUUGUACCAUUCAGCUGUGCCACUCCUGAUGCUGCAAGUGUUGUUUUUGAGUCUGGUGGACUUGAUAUCUAUCAGGGGACUGGUAAUCAUGAUAACAUGAGAGCAUUGAGUCAUGAUAGUGCCGCUGCUGAUCUUAGCAGYGCCUUGCUUGCAGCAAUGGAUCCUGAUCAUAUCAAUAAUAUGGUGAACCCAGCAUCUUUCUUCCCGCAAACAUAG
Exaiptasia diaphana is the source of this 2485-nucleotide messenger RNA. Its product is annotated as zinc finger protein 37. The transcript is spliced from 12 exons. Gene Ontology annotation, biological process: regulation of transcription by RNA polymerase II. NCBI's taxonomy places the organism in Eukaryota, Metazoa, Cnidaria, Anthozoa, Actiniaria, Aiptasiidae. The coding region runs from base 5 to 2485 and encodes 826 amino acids. The record is from RefSeq and is a predicted model, not a curated record. Gene Ontology annotation, molecular function: DNA-binding transcription factor activity; RNA polymerase II cis-regulatory region sequence-specific DNA binding.